AUGUCUACAGAAAAAAUUACUUGCUUAUUGAACUGGCAUGCUACUCCCUAUCAUCUUCCUCUCUUCUUGGCAGAGAAAAUGGGUUAUUUUACUGAAGAAGGCAUUCAAGUUGCCAUCAUUGAGCCUAAUAACCCAUCCGAUGUGACUGAAAUCAUUGGUUCUGGUAAAGUGGAUCUAGGCUGUAAAGCGAUGAUUCAUACUAUUGCUGGUAAAGCUCGCGGUUUUCCUAUCAAAUCUAUUGGUACUUUAUUGGACGAACCUUUCACUGGAGUGAUCCAUCUGAAACACAAAAGUGGUAUCAAUGAAGACUUUGAAUCCAUUAAAGGUAAACGCAUUGGUUACGUUGGUGAAUUUGGUAAAAUUCAAGUGGAUGAUCUUGCAAGACAAUAUGGGAUGAGUACUUCCGACUACACUGCUGUGCGUGUUGGUAUGAAUGUUACUAAAGCUCUCCAAAAUGGUGAGAUUGAUGCUGGUAUUGGACUUGAAAAUGUUCAGAUGGUCGAAUUGGAAGAAUGGUCUGUCGCACAAGGACGCUCUCGAGAUGACGUCCAAAUGCUUCGUAUUGAUGAACUCGCCGACCUUGGAUGCUGUUGCUUCUGUUCUAUUCUCUUUAUUGGUAAUGAAUCGUUCAUCGAUAAACACCCUGAAAAGGUGAAAAAAUUCAUGAAGGCCGUUAAGCGUGGUGCUGAUCUGAUGUUUGCUAAGCCUGCUGAAUCCUAUGAAGCAUUUGUGGAUAUGAAACCUUGGAUGAAUAGUGAUGUUAACCGCAAGAUUUACCAACGUUCCUUCCGUUACAUGUCUCGAGAUCUUAAGAACGUUUCUCGCGAUUGGUUAAAGGUUACUAAUUAUUGUAAACGUUUGAAUAUUGUUGAUGAUUCAUUCGUACAAAAUCAGACAAAUGAAUUCCUUUCGUGGACCCUUCUUCCUGAAUCUGCUCCUGGAUUUAUCUAUCCCACUAUUGAUACUGGUGUUCUGAAG
Halteromyces radiatus is the source of this 978-nucleotide messenger RNA. RefSeq names its product NMT1/THI5 like-domain-containing protein. The transcript is spliced from 3 exons. NCBI's taxonomy places the organism in Eukaryota, Fungi, Mucoromycota, Mucoromycetes, Mucorales, Cunninghamellaceae. The annotation marks the transcript as partial. Gene Ontology annotation, biological process: thiamine biosynthetic process. The record is from RefSeq and is a predicted model, not a curated record.